This is a messenger RNA of Striga hermonthica, 600 nucleotides long. The record is from the annotation of a GenBank genome assembly. NCBI's taxonomy places the organism in Eukaryota, Viridiplantae, Streptophyta, Magnoliopsida, Lamiales, Orobanchaceae.
AUGCCAUCCCUGUCUUUUAAAUCAACAAAUUUAAGGGAAUGGGAGUCUCAUGUAACCAUGAGUGGUUUUUAUCCCUAUACUUCGACGUUUCUUGGCCUGAGGAAGUUCUUGACACAACUGAGCCCAUCCAAACUUUAUCUUACUAUCAUAGCCAACCAUAUGGACAAGGCUGACUACGAGAUGGAGGACUUACUAGGUUUACCCUGCACACUCCAACUCGAGAAUUUGACGAUAGAGACCAAAUGUCUUGUGUCUUUAGUAGGUUAUGCUCUUUUUGAUGGCUUGUUUCGGUUAUGCCGCCCAAAGUGCAUAACUCAACAUCUAACUUACGUGCGGGAAUAUGACAAUGAGCGUUGUGUAACCGAUGAUUUCCUUUGCAAGAUACUCGAGCGAGGAAUGAAGGGGCACUAUUCGUACCCAUCUAAUUUCUUGCACGGUCUGCAUGGUCUCGAGGAGGCUUACGUGCAGGCUCCUGCUGACGAGGCUGUUGGUGCGUGGAGACUUGUGACAGGGGAUUUGUGCUCGGAUAUUUCUGCUCUUGCAAGCCAGGAGAGCGACGAGAAGAAAAUUAGAUUCUUAUUGAAAUGGAAGGAGCCUUAG